UGUUGUGAUAAAACAUGAAAAAUGAAUACUAGAGUUAAAACCAUAUCGACCUCUUAGCUACUACGAGAGAAUAGAACGCUUCCACGGUUAGACCCUAUUCUCACGCUUUCUUCUUCUUCCUCCUUUCCAACUCCAACACUGUGUCACACACAAACAAUCACACCAUCAUUUCUUUUCUUUCAUGUAUUCAUUUUCUUUCUCAAUUCUUUCUCUCUAAUUUCCCCAUCUCCACCAUGGUCCCACACGCUCACGCUAUGCCUGAAUAUCCCAAACACCCAUGAACAAAUGUGGGUCCAAAUAAGAAAGUAAAAUACAAACAGAUUCUGAUCUCACACAUUUGUGAUGCAAUUACAAUGCCAGAGAGAAACGCUUCUGCCAUUAAGGUUGUUUCAAGAAAAUCCUUAUGUUUUUUCUUCACAACAACAACGUUGUUGUUCAUCAUGUCAUGGCUUUUCGUUCUCCGUUCAACUCGCUCCGAUUCUACAUCAGAAGCCAUUUCUCAGCUCCUCUCCACCACGUUCCCAGAUUCCGUUCCCGAAUCAUUUCAUUCACAAAACUCAGAAUCUUCCUUCAGCAACAGAGCGAUUCUCGUUAACACCAAAAAACAAAAACAAACCCCCUAUACUCUAAAAUGCAACAGCCACACCACCACCUCGUCGAAUAACAACAGUAACUAUAUCUACAACGUUGUAUUGAAGGUUUUCAUGUACGAAUUACCUUCAGAGUUUCAUUUCGGAUUAUUAGAUUGGAAGGAAAACGUGAAGAACACAAAAGUCUUUCCCGACAUGAAAACCAAGAUACCAAGUUAUCCGGGUGGUUUGAAUUUGCAACACAGUAUUGAAUAUUGGCUAACUUUAGAUAUUCUAGCUUCGGAGUUACCGCAAAUUUACCCUAACAAUACUAGAAAGGUAAUCAGAGUUAGGAACUCGAGUGACGCCGAUGUUAUAUUUGUGCCGUUUUUUUCUUCUUUGAGCUAUAACAGACUCUCCAAAAUAGGUCCACAUGAAAAGAAGAGUAGAAACAGGCUGUUGCAGGAGAAUUUGGUGAGGUAUUUGAUGAAUCAAGAGGAGUGGAAAAGGUCUGGUGGAAGGGAUCAUUUGAUUCUGGCUCAUCAUCCUAAUAGUAUGUUGGAUGCUAGAAUGAAGCUCUGGCCUGCAACUUUUAUAUUGUCUGAUUUUGGGAGGUAUCCUCCGAAUAUAGCGAAUGUCGAGAAAGAUGUGAUCGCGCCUUAUAAGCAUGUUGUUGGUUCUUAUGUUGAUGAUCAAUCUAGUUUUGAUAGCAGAAAAACUUUGCUUUACUUCCAAGGAGCUAUUUACAGAAAAGAUGGAGGCCAUGUUAGGCAAGAACUGUUUUAUCUUCUAAAAGACGAAAAAGAUGUACAUUUUUCAUUUGGAAGUAUACAGAAAGGCGGAGUAAGGAAAGCAACAGAAGGCAUGCGUUCUUCGAAAUUCUGCCUCAACAUAGCAGGCGACACACCGUCAUCGAAUCGCUUAUUCGACGCGAUUGCGAGUCACUGUGUCCCUGUGAUAAUCAGUGACGAAAUUGAGCUUCCAUACGAGGAUGUCCUCGACUACUCAGAGUUCUGCGUAUUCGUUCGCACCAGAGACGCCCUCAGAAAGAAGUUUCUGAUAAACUUCAUUAGGAGUAUUGACAAAGAUGAAUGGACAAGAAUGUGGAAGAGGUUGAAAGAGGUUGAAAAAUUCUUUGAUUUUCAGUUCCCUUCUAAGGAAAGUGAUGCUAUUCAAAUGAUUUGGCAAGCUGUUUGGCGUAAGGUUCCUUUGAUGAAGUUGAAAACAAACAGGUCUAGGAGAUUUUUUAGGUCCCCUUCUGGUAAUAAUAAAGAUAUGGGACAUAAAUCUAUACCAGCACCAGCUAAUUUUGGUGAUAUUGAUGAUACAUGAGAUUUUGUUUUUAGAAUGCAAGAAUGUUUUUUUAUAUACAAUAUAGUUGUGAUUUUCAUAGUGACAUUGACAUUGUAGUGUUCAUACCUGAGGACUCAUAGUAUACAAUGAAAACUUCUUUUGUUCUUCAUUUGAACAAA
This is a messenger RNA of Lathyrus oleraceus (garden pea), 2041 nucleotides long. Its product is annotated as probable arabinosyltransferase ARAD1. Gene Ontology annotation, molecular function: glycosyltransferase activity. The transcript is spliced from 2 exons. Lineage: Eukaryota; Viridiplantae; Streptophyta; Magnoliopsida; Fabales; Fabaceae. The record is from RefSeq and is a predicted model, not a curated record. Bases 354 to 1901 code for a protein of 515 amino acids.